AUGGUGUGCCUGAAUUUAAGUCAGGACAGCUAUGGUAUUCCUGGGUUAUCUCAUAUUACUCUUCAAGGCUCAGUCUUGCACGGUUUGCAGGAGAUCGAGACGUGGCUUGAGACAGUUGCUCCAGGUGCCGGGACUCCAAUUCACCGGCACUCGUGUGAGGAAAUCUUUGUUGUUCUGAAGGGCAGUGGAACUCUGUAUCUUGCUUCUAAUUCGUCCCAUCAGAAAUAUCCAGGCAGUCCUCAAGCUUUUCAUAUUUAUGCGAAUAGCACAUUUCAUGUUCCGGUCAAUGAUGUUCAUCAGAUCUGGAACACGAACGAUAAAGAAGAUUUGCAGUUUCUAGUUGUGAUAUCUAGGCCACCGAUGAAAGUGUUCCUAUAUGAUGACUGGUCGAUGCCACAUACAGCUGCUAAACUGAAAUUCCCCUUCGUUUGGGACGAAAAGUGCUAUAAAACACCACCAGCAAAAGACGAGCUUUGA
Molecule: messenger RNA, 477 nt
Organism: Striga hermonthica
Lineage: Eukaryota; Viridiplantae; Streptophyta; Magnoliopsida; Lamiales; Orobanchaceae
Source: the annotation of a GenBank genome assembly